AUGUUUGCCAACACCGCACCAAGCGGAGCUUCUGGUGGCGUCAUUGGUCUUCACACCAUCCACAAUUCUGGAACUGCUCUCGGGUCGCUCGGAGCUCAUUCAAAUACUCACAAUCCUCAACAGCUCCAGCAGCUUCAACAACAAACCUCGACUCCUGCGGUUCCCUCUGGCAACUCGACUAUGGGACCAAACUCCGGUGGACCUGCGACAGGCGACCUUAAUGGUGCUCAGCCUUCACGGCGCCCAAGUGGUCUUCCGUUGUACAAUGUCGCUGCUCAAAACGGUCUACCACACUAUCUUGGCUACGGACAGUCCUCCUCUGCACCUCUGCCCUCUGCCGGUCCCGCUGCUCCUAUCCACCCCUCACACACCCUUCAACGGACCACCUCAUUUUCUUUCAAUUCUCCUCAUCUCCCUUCGCAACACCUCUCGUCUACCCCGGCCUCCGCGCCUCCUUCGGCGACAUUACCCCCCUCAAAUCGAUCCCCAUCUAUGUCUGCACCUGCUCACAACACACAAGCUCCUGCAAAUCACGCCCACUCACAGGGUCGCUCCAGUCUACCACCAUCGCUUCCCGGUCAAUGUGGUCCAAAUGUGAAUGCUGCGCUCACUAGCGCUGAUUCAUCCCGAGCACAGCCGGUGCCUCUCAUCGCUCGUUCCGCAACCUCCACAGACGCCAUGUCACUUUCCGGCUCCGCUGCUAAGCGCAAUCCGAGUAAUGGCGCAUGUCAUUCACCUGGCACACUCUCGAACCUUGGCAUCUCUGGUCACCCACCCGCUGGAUCUCAACCCGGUCCUUCCUCCAUGGGAGUCUCCUCCGCGCCUGGCUGUGGAUCUUCGUCAGCCGAUGCCAGCCGAUUCUUUAAUACUUACCUGUACGAUUAUCUACUCAAACAAGGACUCUUUGAAGUCGCGCAAGUAUUUGUGACCAGCGGUGCUGAGAUUGAAUUGAUGGAAAACGCUGAGCGAUCUGGAUUAGCCGAAAUGGCGAACGUAUCAUCUUCCCAGAAGCAAGAUAGGUCUGACAGCUCGCCCAAUGACGGGCCAUCGUCGUCUCCACCUCAACCUACCUCGAAUGGCUGUCUAACACAAGUAGGGGCUCCGAAUGGCAUAAUGAAGAAUGGUACUGCAGCUAGUGAGCCCGUCGCAAAUGAACGUACUCUGUCUUCCUCUGGCUCAAUCGUCUCGAAUACUUCACAUUACGGUUUUAACCAUAUAGCUGGCAGUCGAUCCGGAGCUGCGAAUGACGCAUCCAAUGGCCAGUCAUCGAUUACCGAUCAAACACCCAAUGGAGUUGGUGCCAGUGCCAGUGCCGGAACGUCGAACACUUCUAUGGGCUCCCCCAGAUCCUCACCGCGAAUCCGACACUUGACCCUUGAGAACCUCCCGAAGCCAAAGCUAGCCAUGGACACAGAUCAAGGCUUCCUUUUCGAAUGGUGGACUAUCUUCUGGGAUGUAUUUCGAGCUAAGACCGGCCGCGGCUCGAAUACACAGCCUGCUCAAAUGUAUGCUCAUAGUGUCGCAGCUGCCUCUCUGGGAAUGUCACUAGAAGCUGGCACACCCAAAGCUAGGCGCGAUGCAGUCGGUCUUGUCGCUGUUGCGAAUCCUGACAUUCAAAGAGGUCAAUUGGGUGCUCGAAUGCAGCAACCAUACACCUUGAUGGAUUCACAAAUGCAUCUAGCUCACCAUGCUGAACAUCCACCGGCGUCUGCGGUGCGGCUUCAGCCUCAUCCUCAUAUGACUCCGCAACAGAAACAUCAGCUUUUGCUUGAACACAAUGCUCGUCAACAUCAACAACAACAACAAGUGCUUCUUCAGCAACAGCAGCAGCAUAUACAACAGCAACAACUUCAGCAUCAUCAUCAGGCACAGAUGGCAGCUCGUCAAAGACUCUAUCAACACGAAAUGCAACAGCAGCAACAGCAAGAAGCCCAUCUUCAACAACAACAGCAAUCGCACCAGCAACAGCAUCAUCAGGCCCAACAAUUACAUCAGCAGAUGUAUUCUGAACAGUUUCCCGGUGGCCAGAUGGGCGCGUUACAUCGCCAAAUGUCCAUUAAUGGUCGACGAGUUGCGGGAAUGGGUCCGCCAGGCCAAGAUCAUCUCAGUAAUAUGAUGCCUCCACCCCCAGUCCAACAUGGGUCUCCGCUGAAUCCUCAUCAGCAACCGCCAUAUCGCCCUUCGCGCCCUCCUAGUCGAUCCGGUGUUCCCCAUGUCUCUAGUCCAUUUGCUGGAAACGCAGGCCAACCUCCACGAGAGCCUAGUCGUGCCUCCAAUCAUGCCAACAGCCCCGCCGCUUUCCAAAACAAUCCACGUACCCCCGGAAGCCACUGUUCUGCUGUGACCCCUCAGGCUGCUGUUCUACCACCUCAUCGCAGAGGUAGUCCAGGCGCGGCGGAAGACCAAGAUCGUAAAAAGCGACGAUUAAACGACAACCCGGGACACCAGCCUGCUGAAUCACUCCAUGCAAACAACCAAUCCCAGCAGGCACAGCAAGCGCAGCAGCAAAUGCAGCACAUGCACAUGCAACAACUCCAACAUCGCCAACAGAUGAUGGGCAGUAACGCUUCGACUCCGGUUCCAGCUUCUCAAGGCUCACCCCCUAAUAUGAACCACACGCCUCAUCAAAGCAUGGAUGCAUACAAGCAGGCUGUACAUGCUCAGCACGCGCAAGGUAUCGCAGCUCCCAAUGUCGCAAACCAAAUGGUUGGCAAUGGUCCCAACCCAGCCGGUAACGUCACUCCCGCCAAGGCCAACGGAGCCAAGACCACGGACAACAACAUGCCACCCCCAGCGGGCCGUAAUUUCCAUCAACCCCCGACUCCACAGGCUACUCCCAACGGAACUCGACCAGGUGAUGAACAUGCCACGCCUUUGCCUACCAUCGUCACUCCUUCGCCUGAUCGAUCGCAAUCAAACCAAUCGAAUAGGCUUGUGAAUCAACCUGAAGGCAAGACUGAAGCUUCGGAAGGAACACCCCACCAUCAACCAUCACCAAUGACUCUUCCACCAGGACAGACAUCUGAUGACUCGCAAGUCAAUGGGGACGCUUCCGGUCGACCUAACAGCAACUCCGAUGAAACACCAUCCCAAGGAGACAUCAAGGUUCAGCAGUCGACGCACGAAGGCAACCAAGACCUGUGGCUCAUGGGUAACAGUCAGGGGACACAGCAGAUGAAAGGAAUGCUUGGAGAAAGCAGCGACUCGCCUACCAAUGCCCAACCUUCAGGCGAUAUUGCUGUUUCCAGCAAUAACCCGAUCGAACAGCUCUUCAAUGGGGAUGGGUUGAAUGGAGAUACAAGCGGUUUGGACUUUGAUGCUACGCUAUUCGAAGCUUUCAUUAACUACGACCCUACUACGACAACUACCGAAUACAGCUAGGUUUCGCCAGUAUUCUCGUUCAUCUUCCUCCUGAGUAACGCAUCAGAUAGGUUGCCGUCGCAAAAUGUCGCCGGGUGUUGGUAAUUUCUUUAUCGCUUGCUUGUCUUGUCCUAUUUGUUUUUAUCUCGCUGUCGAACUUUUUCUUUGAAUAUCUCAAUCCUUCCCCCUUUCUAUCAUGAGAGUAUCUCGCAAGGAGGGAAACCGAUCUCUUCCACAUCAGAUUUUGUUGCACAGUAGAAGAAAAAGUGUAAAUAUCAGGGUAUUCUUAUGUUGUUUUGUUUCUUUCUCUUUUGGAUGUCGAUUUAACUUGGGUUUGUUGGAUUUAUUAUCUUCGACUUUUCUUUUCCUUUUCAAAACUUGACGCUAUGCAUGUGUUUUUGUGUGUUUGUGGACUGUAGGUAUGAGAAGACCUUCUCUACUACUUUGUCUCGUUUUUUCGUCUUCCGAUUCUUUUCCUGCUCUUCUUUCUUCUUUUCCCUUAUCAAUUUGUAUCAAGAGGUACUAAUUUUUUUUUCGAAGGCUUUUUUGUUUUUGUUUGUGUGUGUGUAUGUCUUACAAUCUACCUAUCUAUUUAAAUUUUUCUUCCUUCCCUUGGCAUGAAAAGUGUGUUAUGUUAUAUUGAAAAUGAUUUGAAUUUUCUUCUUUUUUUUUCUGACUGAUUGAUUGUUUGAUUACUAAGGAACAGUUAGUAAUCUGAUGACAUCACUGAGUAAUGUUUUUGAAUGUAAAUAAUUAUUUGCCACCUU
Melampsora larici-populina 98AG31 is the source of this 4127-nucleotide messenger RNA. RefSeq lists its product as uncharacterized. NCBI's taxonomy places the organism in Eukaryota, Fungi, Basidiomycota, Pucciniomycetes, Pucciniales, Melampsoraceae. The record is from RefSeq and is a predicted model, not a curated record. The coding region runs from base 1 to 3381 and encodes 1126 amino acids. Gene Ontology annotation, cellular component: nucleus. The transcript is spliced from 6 exons. Gene Ontology annotation, molecular function: protein binding.